This is a messenger RNA of Phytomonas sp. EM1, 1032 nucleotides long. NCBI's taxonomy places the organism in Eukaryota, Euglenozoa, Kinetoplastea, Trypanosomatida, Trypanosomatidae. The record is from the annotation of a GenBank genome assembly.
AUGGCCUCCGCACAGCAGAUUGCUAACAGCUUUGUGACCGAGUUCUUUGAGCGUCUGGCAAAGAACCCCGCCAACCUUGCCGAUCUCUACGGGAGGAACUCGGUCUUGCACAUUCACGAUUUCGAAAUGGGCAUCAAGGAGGUUUCCGAUGCGGACGCCUCCGUCGCCGCUCAGGACUGGGCCGCUCUCUACCAGGGCAGCCAUAUGCGUGUGGAGUCCGUGAGCGCGGCGGCGGUCUACGGUGGCGUGAACGUCUUCGUCACCUUCACCGCGGUGGGGGAGCUGCAGCAGUACUUCCACGUCCUCACCACGUUGGAGGCCCACACGGGGUUCAAUGUGGAGGGCUACUACAUCCGGCAUCAGGUGAUCUCCCGCAUCGGCGCGAUCGCGCUCGAGGCGCCGCCCACCGAGGAGGUGCCUGUCGUGGUGGAGCAGGAGCCCGUGGCGCCGGUCGUGGAGGCCCCCGCGGAGGAGCUGGUCGACAAGACCCCUGUUGAGUCCGACGAGCCGGCGCCUGUGGCCGUGGAGGAGGAGCCGCCGAUUCAGAAGGUCGCCGUGGAGAGCACGGUGGGGGAUGCCGAGCAGGCCCCCGCCCCAAAAGAGAUGCAGUCGAGGAGCUGGGCGAGUUUGCUGGGAUCCUCGGCGAAGGGCACUAUUGACAGCAGCAAGCCCAUCCGUGUGGUGGCAGCCAAGACCGCCGGCGACGAUGGUGCAGCGAAGAAGGAGGACGAGGCCCCCGCCGCGAAGUCUUCCCCGAAGGUGCACGUGAAGCGCGAGAAGCGGCCGAUGGAGGCCGUUGGAGAUCGCCUGAUGUUCAACAUCGACGUUAAGGUUACGGACGAAGAGAUCAAGGCGGCACUUGGCAGCUUAGUGGCCUCUUUGCAGUCCCUCCGCAACAAUUCCGCAAAUGGUCACGUGUUCAUGGACUUCGCACCGGACGUGAAGGCCCUAGAAGAGCUAAAGAAACUCAACCCGGUCAUUGGUGCUAAUAAGACGAAGAUCAAUGUCUUUCGUCAGCGCUUUCGUGAUUAA